This is a messenger RNA of Cercocebus atys (sooty mangabey), 3341 nucleotides long. It is a transcript of the gene MAPKAPK2, whose product is annotated as mitogen-activated protein kinase-activated protein kinase 2. The record is from RefSeq and is a predicted model, not a curated record. Gene Ontology annotation, biological process: cellular response to vascular endothelial growth factor stimulus; protein autophosphorylation; toll-like receptor signaling pathway. Gene Ontology annotation, molecular function: calmodulin binding; mitogen-activated protein kinase binding; calcium/calmodulin-dependent protein kinase activity. The transcript is spliced from 11 exons. Gene Ontology annotation, cellular component: nucleus; cytoplasm. Lineage: Eukaryota; Metazoa; Chordata; Mammalia; Primates; Cercopithecidae. The coding region runs from base 779 to 1789 and encodes 336 amino acids.
UGCACUGUGACUCUUUGUCUAUCAGAAGCUGGAUUUUGUUGGUGGGACACAAGACAGAGAACAAAUUCUUGUUCUCCCGAAGGGAGAUACUUUGCCCAUGCUUGUGACUCUCUUUCCGCAGAUACUGAGAGAUAUUACAUGUCUUGCUCAAGGUAACCCAGCUGGAGGACAGCCUUGGCUUCAGCUCAUUUGUCUCUAGAUCCUGUCAUCUUACCGCUGUGCCUUGUUGCCUCUGAAAAGGCAGAAAGAAGUUACUCUCUUUCUAGCUUUGUGGAGAAAAACAGGUGAUACCUCAACACCAAGCCAUAGGGAGCCUCCAGUGACUCUACAAAGAGAAAAAAGACCAACUCAGAUUCCAGAGCAGCCCCAGACCAGAGCCUGAGCAGUUGGAGCCUUCCACCUUCCCACCUCUGUGUUCCUCUUGUCCUUGGGCAUCUCCUGUGUGUGCUUCCGGGAGAUGACAGCAGUGCUAUAGAAGUGUUGGAGUGAAGAUGUUUUCCCAUCCCCUUGGCCUUAGGUAGUGUCUUUGUCUUUGAAGAGUCAAGGGAAUCCGGGGAGCUGUCUAACCAUAUCUAUCCUGUAGACUCGGGAGGAAGCUGCUAGCUGCUACAGACAGAAGAGAAUCCCUGUGCUUUGGGCUCCUAGGAAGGUGUCUGCCAUCCUCUCUGUGCCACUGGUAUCUGUCUUCUUCCCCACCAGAUUAACACCAUCCACCGCUGCAGGGCUCAGCAUGGCACCUUGUACAUGGCGCUAAGCAGAUGCUGCUUGAGAAGAGCAAAUGUUCGUGUCCGGGAAACCUUGUCUCUCCUUGGUCCACAGAGCCCUGCCUGCCCCAGGAAAGGACAGCGUUGGGAGGAUGCUUCAGGACUGCCCCAAGGCCCGCAGGGAGGUGGAGCUGCACUGGCGGGCCUCCCAGUGCCCGCACAUCGUACGGAUCGUGGAUGUGUACGAGAAUCUGUACGCAGGGAGGAAGUGCCUGCUGAUUGUCAUGGAAUGUUUGGACGGUGGAGAACUCUUUAGCCGAAUCCAGGACCGAGGAGACCAGGCAUUCACAGAAAGAGGUAGAAAGGAGGCAUCCGAAAUCAUGAAGAGCAUCGGUGAGGCCAUCCAGUAUCUGCACUCAAUCAACAUUGCCCAUCGGGAUGUCAAGCCUGAGAAUCUCUUAUACACCUCCAAAAGGCCCAACGCCAUCCUGAAACUCACUGACUUUGGCUUUGCCAAGGAAACCACCAGCCACAACUCUUUGACCACUCCUUGUUAUACUCCAUACUAUGUGGCUCCAGAAGUGCUGGGUCCAGAGAAGUAUGACAAGUCCUGUGACAUGUGGUCCCUGGGUGUCAUCAUGUACAUCCUGCUGUGUGGGUAUCCCCCCUUCUACUCCAACCACGGCCUUGCCAUCUCUCCGGGCAUGAAGACUCGCAUCCGAAUGGGCCAGUAUGAAUUUCCCAACCCAGAAUGGUCAGAAGUAUCAGAGGAAGUGAAGAUGCUCAUUCGGAACCUGCUGAAAACAGAGCCCACCCAGAGAAUGACCAUCACCGAGUUCAUGAACCACCCCUGGAUCAUGCAAUCGACGAAGGUCCCUCAAACCCCACUGCACACCAGCCGGGUCCUGAAGGAGGACAAGGAGCGGUGGGAGGAUGUCAAGGAGGAGAUGACCAGUGCCUUGGCCACAAUGCGCGUCGACUACGAGCAGAUCAAGAUAAAAAAGAUUGAGGAUGCGUCCAACCCUCUGCUGCUGAAGAGGCGGAAGAAAGCUCGGGCCCUGGAGGCUGCGGCCCUGGCCCACUGAGCCACCGCGCCCUCCUGCCCGCGGGAGGACAAGCAAUAACUCUCUACAGGAAUAUAUUUUUUAAACGAAGAGACACAGAACUGUCCACAUCUGCCGCCUCUCCUCAGCUGCAUGGAGCCUGGAACUGCGUCAGUGGCUGAAUUCUGCCUUGGCUCUGGCCACCCCAGAGUGGGAGAGGUUGGGAGGUUGGGAGGCUAUGGAGAGAAGUGAGCAAGGUGCUCUUGAACCUGUGCUCAUUUUGCAAUUUUAUCAGUAAUUUGACUUAGAGUUUUUAUGAAACCUCUUUUGUUGUCCUUGCCCCACUCCUCCUCUCCACCAGACGCCUUCCUCUCUGGAUACUGCAAAGGCUUGUGGUUUGUUAGAGGGUAUUUGUGGAAACUGUCAUAGGGAUUGUCCCUGUGUUGUCCCAUCUGCCCUCCCUGUUUUCUCCACAACAGCCUGGGGUCGUCCCCGCUGGCUCAGGCGUUCUGGGAGCUCAAGGCCACCUUGGAGGAGGAUGCCAUGCACCUCCUCUCUCGGAGCCCUCAGACAUCUCCAGUGUGCCAGACAAAAAGGAGUGAGUGUGUGUGUGUGUGUGCACACGUGUGUACGAGUGCGCAGAUCUGUGCCUGGGAUCGUGCAUUUGAGGGGCCAGGGGCAGGCAGGGCUGCAGAGGGAGACGGCCCUGCUGGGGCUUAGGAACCUUCUCCCUUCUUGGGUCUGCCCUGCCCAUACUGAGCCUGCCAAAGUGCCUGGGAAGCCCAUCCAAAUUCUGAACCAGGCCCUCUGUGGCCUGUCUCUGUUCGCUGGGUUCCGGGAGGCAGAGAGGAGUGACCGGGCACUGGCACAGCGAUCAGGAAGACUGGACCCCCAGCCCCAGGGCCCCCUUCCCCCCACUUAGUGCUGGUCCUAGGUCCUCUGAGGCACUCAUCUACUGAAUGACCUCUCUACUUCCCCUUCUUGCCAUUUAUUAACCCAUUUUUGUUUAUUUUCCUUAAAUUUUUAGCCAUUUCUCCAUGGGCCGCCGCCCAGCUCAUGUGGGUGAGCCUGGGCAGCUUCUGUUGACAAAGCUUUUGCAUUUCCUGUGUUUCUCCUGGGUUCUGGGGCAUCAGCCAGCUACCCCUUGUGGGCAAAGGCAGGGCCAUUUUUGAGGUCUUCCCUCAGAUUUCCAUUGUGUGGCCUGGUGGGUCAGGGGGAGUCUUUGCACCAAAGAUGUCCCGACUUUGCCCCCUUGCCCAUCAGCCAUUUGCCAUCACCCCAAACAACUCAGCUUCGGGGCCGGUGAAGGGAGGGGCCUCCCCCAGCACAGUUGAGGAGCAGCUGGGGUAGGCUCUCUGUGCCAUGGCCCCCCACUCCCCCUUCCCUUGGAGGGAGAGGUGGCAGGAAUACUUCACCUUUCCUCUCCCUCAGGGGCAGGUGGUGGAGGGGCACCCAGGGUCGUCUUUGUGCACCGGGGAAGGUGCUGGGCGCCUGCAGCGCCUCCCUUGUCUCAGAUGGUGUGUCCAGCACUCGAUUGUUGUAAACUGUUGUUUUGUAUGAGCGAAAUUGUCUUUACUAAACAGAUUUAAUAGUU